Messenger RNA from Striga asiatica, 2149 nucleotides. The record is from the annotation of a GenBank genome assembly. Lineage: Eukaryota; Viridiplantae; Streptophyta; Magnoliopsida; Lamiales; Orobanchaceae.
AUGGUGGUGCAGAAAAAGGUGAAGAUGAGGAACAAGAAAGGAAAUAGCAUCCCAAAGAGAAAAAAAGGUCCUUUGUUUUCUUGGCCAUGGGGGAAUUUAAAUAAUUUCAAGGCAUGUUGCAUUUUUUCAUAUUUGUUGUAUGGGCCAUUAGUAGGGAAAGUUGCAUAUGCAAUCUACAAGAAGGAAAUGAGCAAGAAUGAAAUUUGGAGCUUCCACAUUCUCUUGCUGUUUGGGCUUAGAGCCCUUGUGCACCAGCUGUGGAGUACUUACAGUAAUAUGUUUUUCCUUAAUCGUGCUCACCGGAUUAAUGAAGAUGGAGUGGAAUUUGAUCAAAUUGAUGCUGAAUGGCAUUGGGACAGUUUCUUGAUACUUGAAUCUAUUGUGGCCUCAUUGUCAUAUUUGAGUUUCCCUAAUUUGUUGGCCAAUCUUCCCAUGUGGGACACAAAGGGUGUUCUCUGUUGCCUUUUGCUUCAUAUUGGAAUUUCAGAGCCAUUAUAUUACUGGAUGCACAGAUUAUUGCAUUCUUCGGUUUUAUUCAGCCAUUACCAUUGGCUCCACCACAGCUCCAAAGUUUUAAAUCCAUUCACAGCUGGGCAUGCAACAUUCUUCGAGCAUCUGUUACUUUGUGUAGUAAUUGGAAUCCCGACACUGGGAACUUCCUUCAUCGGUUAUGGAUCCAUAAGCCAAAUGUACGGUUAUAUUUUGGUGUUCGAUUUUCUUAGAUACCAUAGCCUUCACCACAUGGAUAUGAAGACUAAUUUUUGCCUCUUCAUGCCUUUAUAUGAUAAAUUAUGGAAUACACUGAACUCUGCUUCGUGGACCCUUCACAGAGAAAUUAGUUUGAGGACGAAUAGCAGAGGACCUGAUUUCGUGUUUCUUGUUCAUAUGGUGGAUAUUAUGUCGGCAAAUCAUGCUCCCUUUGUCCUUCGAUCCUUCAACUCCAUACCUUACAGUACAAAGCUCUUUUUGCUUCCAAUGUGGCCUUUUACGUUUAUCAUCAUGCUCAUUAUGUGGGCCAAAUCAAAGACAUUCAUGACCAGCUUUUACAAUCUCAGAGGAAAAUUGCACCAGACAUGGGUUGUACCAAGAUAUGGCUUCCAGUAUUUCUUACCUUUUGCUGCAGAAGGAAUAAAUAAACACAUCGAAGAUGCAAUCCUUACGGCUGACAAAAUCGGAGUUAAGGUCCUUAGCCUUGCUGCAUUAAAUAAGAACGAAGGCCUGAAUGGAGGUGGAAUCCUUUUCACAGAAAAGCAUCCGAAUCUCAGAGUUCGGGUUGUUCAUGGCAACACAUUGACAGCUGCUGUGAUUCUAAACGAGAUUCCUCGUGAUGUUGAUGAGGUUUUCUUGACAGGUGCAACUUCUAAGCUCGGUAGAGCCAUAGCACUCUAUCUUGCUCAGAGGAAAGUCAAAGUGCUCAUGCUAACGCUGUCGAACGAAAGAUUCGUCAAGAUUCAGAAAGAAGCACCAGUGGAUUGCCAAAAGUAUUUGGUCCAAGUUACUAAAUAUGAAGCGGCUAAGCACUGUAAAACAUGGAUUAUCGGCAAGUGGGCUACGCCACGUGAACAGUACUACGCCCCAACUGGUACGCAUUUUCACCAGUUUGUGGUUCCACCAGUUAUUCCGAUUAGAAGGGACUGCACUUAUGGAAAUCUAGCAGCAAUGAAGCUUCCGGAAGAUGUUCAGGGACUCGGAAUAUGUGAGUACACAAUGGGACGAGGGGUGGUUCACGCUUGCCAUGCUGGCGGUGCUGUUCAUUUUCUUGAAGGCUGGAAACACCAUGAAGUUGGGGCAAUUAAUGUCGAUCAGAUUGAUGUUGUCUGGAAGGCUGCACUCAGACAUGGAUUUAAGCCUUUGCAAAUUUCAGAACAAAAGAAAACAGAAAUGUCAGUCGAUGUUUGAGGUGUUCCUAUUGCUCUGUUCACGUCCGGUCACUCUAUACACCUAUAUGUCACUCGUGUGGAAUUAGUCAUACAGACAUGAAAUGAAGUAUCUGUUAGGUUUUCCUAUCUUGUUUAGAUAUGACUGUGCUUUCAAAGUUAUGAGACAAACAAUCAACAGAUGGCAUUUAACUAUAAUUCUAAUAAAGCUCGGCUUUCUUUUUGGCAAAUAGAUGUUUUUUUGUUUUUGUUCAACUUUAAGUGGUUAUUAG